AUGGCAACAAGAUUUGUGGCCUACUAUGUCCUCUGGUCGAAUUUAGACGCUGGACGUUUGGAACGCGAAGACUCAAGACUAACAGAAUCAGAUAAACUUUCCGCUAAAGUCGACCCUGAUUGGCCGAUUUUCGGGGUGCAAAAUGCUCUAGAGAACGUGAUUUAUGAUGAAAUUCGCCAUGAUAGCCUGCUUCCUCUGCCUUCUGGAGAUUAUUCCCUACCAUGGUUGCUCAAGCAGUCUGAGUCUGAAGAAUCAUGUUCAACUUCAAAUUUUUCCGGCGCUGGUUCUGGUCUAAAGUAUAUUGAAAAUAAGUUGGCAAUCACUUACUUGAAUAACACUGAUGGUGGCCAUUUCAACGCUAAUUUAAUGGUUGCCUCACUUAAUCAACCUGUUCCGGAGUUCGAUAAUCGUUGGAUCUCAAUGAGGCAAAGCUUCACUCAAACACACUUACCAUAUGACCUCACGCGUCACGAACAGGUAGAGGGGACUGUCUUAGCAACCGGAAUUAUUGCUCCAGUUUCAUCGGCUUUAGAAAACCAAGAUGCUGUUUUUGCAAGAGAAUCCGGGAGGAUGGGCUUUCGCGGUUCAGGUGCUUCAGAUACUCUUGAGGCUGAUGGCGGCUCUCUCCCACCUGUUCCUGCCCCAGCCCCAGCGCAGCUAAUGCGCCAGUGGAUGAAGGAGCUGCGAGCGCGCAAUCCGGUUUUGGACAAGACUAAUGUAAUUAUCCGAAUCGCGAAGGACAGAUCUACUUUCGUGAGUCAAUUUGAGUCGUCAAGCGAAGACUUUUCUUCUACAGAUACUCCUUCCCCUGAGUGA
Protopolystoma xenopodis is the source of this 816-nucleotide messenger RNA. The record is from the annotation of a GenBank genome assembly. NCBI's taxonomy places the organism in Eukaryota, Metazoa, Platyhelminthes, Monogenea, Polystomatidea, Polystomatidae.